AUGGUGAGUGUGAGUCAAUUGAGUAACAAAGGAACUAAAGAUUGGAGGCAUCUAGGUGAUAAGUUAAAGAAUCACGAAACAAGUAAUGAUCACAUACUUAACAUGAGUGCUUGGAUUGACUUAGAAUUGAGACAAUCGAAAAACAAAACAAUUGAUAAAGAUGCUCAAGAAAGACUUAAUAAAGAGAAAGAGCAUUGGAGGAAUGUUUUAGUAAGAAUAAUUGCAAUUGUCAAAAAUUUAGCUAAAAAUAAUUCGGCCUUUCGAGGAUGUAAUGAAAAGAUCUAUCAAGAAAAUAAUGGAAAUUUUUUAAGCUUAAUUGAAAUGAUUGCUGAAUUUGAUCCAAUAAUGCAAGAACAUGUUCGACGUAUUCAAAAUAGUGAAAUUCAUAAUCAUUAUUUGGGACAUAAUAUUCAAAAUGAGUUGAUACAAUUGUUGGCAAGUGAAGUGAAAAAUACAAUUUUAAAAAAGAUCAAAGAAGCUAAAUAUUUUUCAGUUUUACUUGAUUGUACUCCUGAUGUAAGUCAUCAAGAACAAAUGUCUCUCAUAUUGAGGUGUGUUGAUAUUUCAUCUAAUCCAAUAAGAGUAGAAGAAUAUUUUUUGGGAUUUUUGAAUGUGGAGGAUACUUCGGGGAAAGGUCUUUUUGAUGAACUUACAAAAGAAAUUGAAAAUUUGAAACUUGACAUUAAUGAUAUACGAGGGCAAGGGUAUGAUAAUGGAUCUAACAUGAAAGGAAAGUACAAAGGUGUACAAAAAAGAUUAUUAGAUAUAAAUCCUCGAGCAUUAUAUACACCUUGUGGUUGUCAUAAUCUUAAUUUAGUGAUUUGUGAUGUUGCUAAUUCUUGUGUUAAAGCUAUAUCAUUUUUUGGUGUUUUACAACGCAUAUAUUCAUUAUUCUCUUCUUCAACCAAACGAUGGACAAUAUUGAAAAAUAAUAUAACUAAUUUGACUGUGAAAUCAUUGUCUCAAACUCGUUGGGAAAGUCAAAUUGAAAGUGUUAAGGCAAUUAUAUCACAAACUCCAAACAUAAGAGAUGCUUUGUUUGAACUUGCAGAAAUAAGUGAAGAUCCAAAAAUAAAAAGUGAAGCUACAAGUCUAGUAAAUUAUGAAUUAGAGAAUUUUGAAUUUUUAUUAGGCAUGACCAUUUGGUAUGACAUUUUAUUUCCUAUAAAUUCAAUAAGUAAACAUUUACAAAGUAAAAACAUGGACAUUGACAAGGCUAUACAAGAUUUAAAUGGUCUCAUUUCUUAUUUUGAAGAUUAUAGGGAAAAUGGAUUUGUAACUGCUAUGAAUUCAACUAAGAAAAUUGCAAGUGAGAUGGGAAUAGAGCCUAAAUUUUCUGAAAAGCGAUUAAUUCGUAGGAAAAAGCAAUUUGAUGAAAAUGUUGAUGUUGAUCAUGAAGAAACUGAAAGCAUUGGAUGA
Molecule: messenger RNA, 1419 nt
Organism: Cannabis sativa
Lineage: Eukaryota; Viridiplantae; Streptophyta; Magnoliopsida; Rosales; Cannabaceae
Exons: 2
Coding region: 1-1419 (472 amino acids)
Source: RefSeq, a predicted model, not a curated record